This is a messenger RNA of Melampsora larici-populina 98AG31, 1020 nucleotides long. RefSeq lists its product as uncharacterized. NCBI's taxonomy places the organism in Eukaryota, Fungi, Basidiomycota, Pucciniomycetes, Pucciniales, Melampsoraceae. The coding region runs from base 1 to 1020 and encodes 339 amino acids. The transcript has 5 exons. The record is from RefSeq and is a predicted model, not a curated record.
AUGCAGAUCAUAAAAAGUUUCAUCUGUGUCAACAUUACAGCUCUAUGGUGGUACAGCAUUACUACACAUACCUUGGUCAUAAAGUCUGUCACAGCAAGAAAUCCAUGGGGAGAAUUUCAAUCAACCAACGGAGCUUACAGGAGGGAGGUUACAGAUCAUUUGACUCUUCAGGAUCUUGAAACCUAUUUAGAAAAGACCCUAGAAGAAAGACAAGAUUCUGAACCUUUCCUUUCUCACCAACAUCCAGUAUUCCAUGAUUGUCCUGAAAGAGAUGAUUACUAUGAACUCAUAAAUAGUAUUUUGAAGUCAAAAAUUGAAGAAUGGCCUGGAAUUCUCAAAAAGAUUUUUAAGCAAUAUCCAUUAUACCAGGGCAUCCAUUUCUGGAGAUUUAUUGGUCAACUUUCUGAAUUUAUGUCAACCCCAGCUCUUCAAGUGACUUUGUUUGAAUUGAAUGAACAAAGACAAAAGGAUUGGAAUGGGUAUGGAUCAGGGGACAACUUUGGCUUGACCCGUAAAUUUUUGGAAAGUGGAUGGCAUGAAUUCAUAUUUCUAGAUCAAGCAAUAUCCAGAUGUUCAGAUAACAUGAAGAAGCAUGUGACAUCACUCAAAAAUAACAUAAAGUCUCAAAAAAUUGUGGAUAUAUUUACACAAGAAGCUCAAGAGGAAUUGAGAGAACACAAGAUUCAGCUUGAAUACAAGUGGCCUGUACUUGAACAGAAUGAGCUAUAUAGAUACUGGAUAUUAUACUUGGAGCUCUAUUCAAAAGUGAAAGCUGAUGUCAAAGGAAUGUUGGAGACCCAAUCAAUUCUAACUGGGAUGGUAAAGGGAGGAAAGAUGAUUUCCUUGAAAACAUCUUCUUUACCUUAUGAGCUGAGGCAACCUCUUGACAAUUGGUUGAUGAAGCGUGCCAAUGAAGUUGCAAGUAAAUUGGUACAAUACAUAAAUCUUGCAGAUGAGGAGUGGGUGAAAGUUCUAUUGACACCAAAUUUGAUUGAUUGGUUGACAAUUUGUCCUUUGUGA